Penicillium subrubescens is the source of this 2980-nucleotide messenger RNA. RefSeq lists its product as uncharacterized. Gene Ontology annotation, molecular function: ATP hydrolysis activity; ABC-type transporter activity; ATP binding. NCBI's taxonomy places the organism in Eukaryota, Fungi, Ascomycota, Eurotiomycetes, Eurotiales, Aspergillaceae. Gene Ontology annotation, cellular component: membrane. The record is from RefSeq and is a predicted model, not a curated record. Bases 39 to 2618 code for a protein of 859 amino acids. The transcript has 11 exons. Gene Ontology annotation, biological process: transmembrane transport.
GGAUCGUCGUACCAAUACCCUUCUCAUCAGAUCAAGAUAUGGACCGGUUGAAGACCCCGACGAACAAUAUAUGCUUGGAGGCACAUGGAUUAUCUGUCGCAUGGAGCAAGGAUGCAAAAAAUGUGCUGCAUGACUUAUCUUUUCGUGUGCCCGAGUCUACAUUAACUAUGAUCUUUGGACCAGUCGGAUGUGGCAAAACCACGCUUCUGUCUGCACUUUUAGGCGAAACAAAAAUAAUCGCGGGUACUCUGCGCGUCAACACAAAACGGAUCGCUUAUUGCGCGCAGACAGCGUGGUUGAUGAACGCGACCGUUCAGCAAAACAUCAUAGGGGAUGGGACUUUUGACCCCCAGUGGUAUCACACUGUUAUUGAGUCGUGCGAUCUGAGCAAGGAUAUAUCAACAAUGAGCAACGGUGAUCAAACCAGGGUAGGGAGCAAAGGAAUUUCACUAAGUGGAGGACAGAGGCACCGGCUAGCUCUUGCGCGCGCUGUGUACUCAAAGAUUCGAGUUGUCUUUCUGGAUGAUAUUUUCAGCUGCCUCGAUCCAACGACAGUGCAGAAUAUUUCAUCGCGCCUUCUUGGUCCCCAGGGACUUUUAAAACGUCAUGGAAUUUCGUUGAUUAUGGCUACCAGCUCCGACUCGAUGUUACCAGUCGCGGAACAUAUCAUUGCCUUAGACUCCUCAGGGACAAUAUUGGCGCAAGGAAAGCUCAGCCAGGUGCAGGCACAUAUUCCCAAGUUUGCUGCAGCAAACAGACCAAUCAACGAAGCUCCAAAGUUUCAAACUUAUGAGGCCUCGCCACCAACAUUUUCCGGUAACAGGGAUCAUGGUCAAAUAGGAAAUGAGUAUGUGGCGGCAACCACUGGAGGUACCAAAGCCCUCAAAUAUUAUUUUGAUCUGGCAUCCUGGCCAGCAUGGGCCGGAUUUUACGGCUCACUGGCAAUUGUCGUUUGCAUGAAUACGCUCAUGAAUAUAUGGGUCAAAUGGUGGGCAGAGGAUAACGACAAGGAGCCCUUUCGCAAUUUGCACAUGCGCGUGGGUAUCUAUUGGCUUUGGGGUAUUCUCGCAAUUGUAUUCUUUCUAGUUUGUCUUUGGUUUCUUUUGCACGGCAUCAUGCAGAAGGUCAUGGCCACGACACACUACAAGCUUUUGCGAACUGUUCUCGAUGCUCCAAUCUCUUUUUUCACAUCUACAGACUCGGGGAAAACAUACAAUUAUUUCAGUCAAGACCUCGAGUUGAUAGACUCAGAGCUCCCCAUUAUGCUACUUCUGGCUUGUUUCGCGCUUUUCAUGUGCUUGGCCCAAUUAGUUGUCGUAUGCGUCAAUGUCAAGUACAUGACCGCGGCGCUCCCCAUUUACAUCGGGGUAUUCUGGGCACUGAAAGCAUUUUGCACAAGAACUUCGCAACGGCUUCGGGUCAUGGAUAUCGAAUCAAGAGCUCCCCUCUUUUCCAAUCUCAUGGAAACAAUGACGGGCCUGGUGACGAUUCGCGCGUUUGGUUUCCAAAACAAACACCGCGAAAUUAAUCAUCACAAUCUAUGCGAGACACAAAAGCCUUUUUACCUGCUUCUCACUACUCAGAGGUGGUUAACAGUGACGUUGGAUCUGGUACUUGCCGGAUUCGCGGUUGUUCUCAUGGGCAUUGGGGUUGGCACAAUGGGUCAGAUCUCACCCAGUUCCAUGGGCCUGGCUUUGGUCAAUACUAUUUCGCUCGGGAGUUCGGUGAAAAUGCUCGUUACCUACUGGACAGGUCUUGAGGUGUCACUGGGCGCUAUCUCUCGUGUGAAGCACUUCAUCGAAGAAACCACGUCUGAACAUCUCCGAGACGAGACAAACUUGAUUGAACGAGACUGCAAGUUCCAAGGGCCGAUUCAGUUUAACGCUAUUUGGGCGUAUUACAUGAAUUCGCCUACACCUGCGAUCAAGGACUUUUCAUUUACUUUGGCAAGUGGGGAAAAGGUCGCCGUCUGCGGACGUACUGGAAGUGGAAAGAGUACCUUGGUAUCGACAAUUUUCCGCCUAAUAGAAUUAUCGCAGGGCUCAAUCCAAAUUGGUGGAAUUGAUAUCUCGACCAUCCCUCACGAACAGCUCCGGUUAUCCAUUAUUGCUCUGGCUCAGGACGCUUGUCUAAUGCAAAAUAGCAGUAUCCGAGAAAAUGUCGACCCCUUCCGGAAAGUCUCCGAUGGAAGUAUCAUAACCGUAUUGAAGCGGACAGGCCUGUGGGAGCUAAUUAAAGACCAAGGGGGAUUGGACAUGAUCUAUUCCGACGAAUUCUUUUCUCAUGGCCAGCGCCAACUGCUCUGCAUGGCCAGAGCAAUGCUGAGGGAUGGCCAUAUCAUAGUUUUGGAUGAAUGCACCAGCUCAGUUGAUUCGAAGACGGAUGAAUUGAUGCAGGACAUUAUUCGGAGUCACUUCAAAAGUCAUACUGUUCUGGCAAUAACUCAUCGACUAGAGACGGUUCUUGACUUUGACAGGGUGAUUGUGAUGGAAAAUGGCAGUGUGAUUGAAGCAGGCUCACCGCGUGACCUUCUCGCUCGACCUAGUGCAUUCCAGGAUCUCUUGAAUGGGAAUGGCUCGGACGCUGCUAUGGAAAAGGAAACCUGCGCGAAUCAUUGAGGAGAUUUUAUUUUCGACCAUCUCACUGCACUGUCCCCCUUCGGCUAAAUUUAUCCUUUCGCUAUAUCUUGCUUAAACCGUCCCCUUGUUUUAGCUAGGGCUGUGUUCACCCGACUAGUGUCACCUUGCUGGCGUAGGGCUUGAAGGGUUGUCAGGAUUGGUAAUCAGUGUGAUCUAUUGGUACAGUGACCCUCUAAGCGUUCAUCCACCUGAUGGGGAAACGCCCAGCGACCCGUGCUUCAUGCUAGCUCCUCAUGGAGCUACGAACGCUUAUUUGUUCCUAUUUGAUGCAUCGCACCCAAUUCCACGGCUGGUUGUCAAAUCGGACUUACUUGACAGGAUUGAGAAGCUUCGUUGUUGCC